GACAUUUGCAAAUUUUACAUUUUAGGUUAUGUUAUAUUCACAUAAUCAUCUUUAUUUCACAUUCCAAUUAUUCCAUUCAAAGUACACUUAAAAUAAAUCAUAACACUAAAACUCGAUAAAAAAUACUUACCUUCCUACUAUUUACCAGAUCUUUAUCACGAAACCAUCAAGGUACGUGACAGCACGAGUGCUCAAAUAUAAUCAUAGAUAAUCCCCUUGCAUUAAAUAAUUACACUUAUUUAAGUAUUAAAUCGACUUAAAACCUCGCCGAUUUUACUUUAACUUAACCUAAAAACUUUUAUUUACGCAUUUCCUUUCGACAUAACCUCAAUUAUACCAAUUAAAACUUUGAUCUUUGUAUAUUAAACAAAAAAAACUAUAACAAUGGGUAAACUCGAGCAUGUACAAACGUUAACAAAACACGUGGGUCGUGUUUGGAAUGUUUGCUGGCAUCCGAAAGGGGAAUUUCUUGCAUCUUGUGGUGAAGAUAAAACAAUAAGAAUAUGGGCAAAGGACGGUAAUCGAUGGGUUAAUAAAGCUAUUUUAACCGAUGGACAUAAAAGGACUAUUAGAGAAGUAGCAUGGUCUCCGUGUGGUAAACUAUUAGCUUCUGCUAGUUUUGAUGGUACAACGUCGAUUUGGGACAAAAAAUCUGGUGAAUUUGAAUGUAACACAACAUUGGAGGGUCACGAAAAUGAAGUUAAGAGUGUUUCUUGGUCAAAAUCUGGCCAAUUAUUAUCUACCUGUAGCAGAGAUAAAUCUGUUUGGGUUUGGGAAGUUGCUGAUGAGGAAGAAUUUGAAUGUGCUGCAGUUUUAAAUGCUCACACACAAGAUGUUAAAAAGGUUGUUUGGCAUCCUUUUGAAGAUAUUUUAGCAUCAGCUUCUUACGAUAAUACAAUAAAAUUAUUUAAAGAGGAUAAAUCUGAUAAUGAUUGGAUUUGUGUUGGAACGUUAGAAUCUCAUGAAUCAACAGUAUGGAGUAUAUGUUUCGAUAAAACCGGAACACGUUUAGCUAGUUGUAGCGAUGAUAAAACCAUAAAAAUUUGGCAAGAAUACAAACCGAAUAAUCCCGAAGGAGUUCCUACAAUCAAUAACGAAUCUACAUGGAAAUGUGUUUGUACUUUAUCUGGUUAUCAUACAAGAACAAUUUAUGAUAUAUCUUGGUGUCACUUAACUGGGUUAAUUGCAACAGCUUGUGGAGACGAUACGGUUAGAAUAUUUAAAGAAGACGAAAAUUCCGAUUUAAACUCGCCUACAUUUAGUUUUGUGAGUUCUAAUGAAAAAUGUCACAAUGAAGAUGUUAAUUGUGUUAGAUGGAAUCCUAUGAUACCUGGAUUAUUAGCUUCUUGUAGUGAUAAUGCGGAUGUUAAAUUAUGGAAUUUUAAUGAAUAGUUUUUUUAUAUUUUUUUUGAUUAUAUAUACUAAGAAUUAAAAAAUAAAAGUGUUGG
This is a messenger RNA of Onthophagus taurus, 1448 nucleotides long. Its product is annotated as cytosolic iron-sulfur assembly component 1. Gene Ontology annotation, biological process: iron-sulfur cluster assembly. The record is from RefSeq and is a predicted model, not a curated record. Gene Ontology annotation, cellular component: cytosolic [4Fe-4S] assembly targeting complex. Lineage: Eukaryota; Metazoa; Arthropoda; Insecta; Coleoptera; Scarabaeidae. Gene Ontology annotation, molecular function: protein binding.